GAGAGAGGCCCCAGACGCGUGAGGAGGAGGGACACGGAGCAGACCACCAGGCUCUGGCCGCCCUCCUCGGCCUCCUGCGUGGGCCGCAGCCAUGCCCACCCUGUACAGGAACUCUCUGGGCAGGAAUGUGCCAGGGAACAGAGACGAGGAGGAGGAGGAGGAGGAUUAUGAGAACAUGGCGCCACCCUACAAGGACCUUCCUCCUAAGCCGGCUUCGAUGGGUCCACCACGACCUCCAAGGGCAGGAAAGAAAACGGAGAAGCCCCCAAUUCCUUGCAAACCCCCAAAGAUCACAGGCGUCGAUCCGGAGCGCCCUCCGUUCCGGCCGUCCCUAGGCACCACUCCAGUGCCCUGGCUCGGUCAGAAGCCCGGGGCCCUUGGCUGCCACCAGGAGGAGAGGCUGAUGGUGUACCUGUGUCUGCUGGUGGUGGUGUCACUGCUCCUGGGCUGCACCGGUCUGGCCGUGACCCUGAUCAAGUACCAGGAGGUGGUGGAGGAGCUGAGGGUGCUCACCUUUCAGCAGAUGGCGUGGCAAGUGAAUGUGACUGGCCUGGCGGGGCUGGCUGGCCUGAAGAGGGACAUUGACCGCAUACGAGCCGACACCAACCAGUCCCUGGUGGAGCUUCGGGGCUUAUUAGACUGUCCCAGGGUCACCUGCCCUGAGGGCUGGCUCCCCUUUGAGGGCAAGUGCUACUACUUCUCUCCGAGCACCAAAGCGUGGGAGGAAGCCCGGAAGUUCUGCCAGGAGAAUUACUCCCACUUGCUCAUCAUCAGCAACUCUGCUGAGCAGAACUUUGUGACCAAGGCUCACGGCUCUCCUCGGGUGUAUUGGCUGGGGCUGAGUGACAGGGACCGCGAAGGGGACUGGAGGUGGCUGGAUGGGUCGCCUGUCACUUUGAGCUUCUGGGGCCCGGAGGAGCCCAACAACCUCCACGACGAGGACUGUGCCAGCAUGAACCAAGGGGGCACCUGGAAUGACCUCUCUUGCGACAUAACUACGUACUGGAUUUGUGAGCGGAAAUGUUCCUGUUGAACCCCAGGGCUGAGGGUCCACACCUGAGUGCCCCUCGGCUCUUGGAGACAAGAACCACCUGCCCUCUGUGACUCAUCAUAGACGCGCCCUGGAUGUCGUGGGUCCCCUGGGUGCAAGUGAGCCCAUUUCUAGGGCGAGGGCUCGCAGGCCUGCUCAGCUGGAUGGUGUCUCAGUCAGUUUGGGCUGCUAGAACAGGACACCACAGAGUGCUGGCUGCUCAAUGACACAUUUAUUGCUGGAAGUUCUGGAAGUUAGGAGUUCAAGAUCAAGGUGCGGGAGAUUCUGUGUCUGGUGAGGACCUGCUUCCUGGUUCGAAGAUGCUGUCUUCUCGCCGUGUCCUCACCCGCUGGAAGCGCUGAGAGCUCUCUGGGAUCUCUUUAUCAGGGCGCUAAUCCCGUUCAAGGGGGCUCCACCCUGACAGCCUCAUCACCUCCUGAAGGCUCCGCCUCCUCACCCCAUCACUCUGCGGGUUAGAUUUGAUGUAAGACCAAUUUAAAAUACUAAGGUGCAUGAGGGAGCUGUCCUGGUGUAAACCUGCUCUGGCCUGGAUUUUGUUUUAAGCAGAGCAGCCUGACUUGCGGCCUGACAAGCACACGUUGCACAUCUGCUUUAACUCGCUGUCCCAAAGCAAAGGACGCCCUCUGAGCUCCUCCCUUCCUCUGAAGUCUUCCUCUUUUGAAGAAAAGUUUCUCUUCUCAGAAACCGAGGUCGGGUCGACCUGCCCUGUACGUGCUAAACUGCAGCAGAUAUCUCCUGGUGACUUUGGAAAGAGCGUGUCCCUGUGGUGCCUGUUGCACGUUCUCUGUUCUGAGACGGCAGCUGAUCCUGCCGCAGAUGGCGGGAGCGCAUUCUUCCUGUGGAGCCGGCCCACCCAUCUCCAGGAAGGCUCGCCUUCUCCCUCCAGUGGUUUUUGGUUAUUUGCGUUGACGUUUCUUGGCAUUUUCAGCAGAAUUUCAGGGAAACCCACCUGAGACCACCUGGAACCUACUUUGAGCCAGCGCUUGGCACCGGCGUGGGCCCCUGAGCCCCCCAGCUUCACGGCACUCGCCGGUGCCUCAGUGAGUUCUGAAGCCAGACCUCCUUGUUCAAGUUGUAGGUCCUUUUCCUUGAGCUGUUUUGAGUCUUAAGACUAGGUGUCUUGGGGUACACAUCCUAGGUCAGAGGAACCCAGGGGGAAUUUCCUAGGCUGCGGGAGCCUAAGGGCAACUUUGUAGUCAAUAGGGCUGGCUAACCUCUUAAUUUAGCUUCAAAUUGGAAAGAAUUGUGUCUAUAAAGUCGGAACAAAUUGUUUGCAGACUUUAUAGUAAAAUGAAACUAAAAAAAAAAAAUGGGGAACCCAUGCUUCUACAGCCGAUGGGCUCCUGGCAGGCAGCCCCCGGGCCUCGAGGCUUCCUGUGCGGUGCUUGCAAACGCUUAGCAAGUGGGGACCGUGGCUGGGUCUUUAGAUCAAGAUCCCCUGGGAUAAUUUAAGGUUACAGAGGCCACUCUGGGGCCCCUUUGAACUUCUAAACUUGUCUUUCUGUGUGCUGGGUUUGAGAGCCACAGAACAGACGGAAUAAAUGCAAUUUCUCAAGUGCCAAGCUCCCACUGUCUGGCACAACCGCUCAAAAGCUGAAGGUUCCAGAGGGUAAAUGUUUACACAGAACUGCAAAAUCCUACUGAGCUUGUCUCGUGUCCUGACAGCUUGACUUGGUGACCUUCAGGUUGGGGCCCAAAGAUACGGAUGAAGAGAGGUGCGGGUUGCACCCCAUUUGCAGUCAGAUGUGGUCGAACAGAAGUGCGGGUCGCUCUCUGUUCGUGGCCAUGGUCCUGCCAGUCUCAGGGGUCACACUGGCCUUAGAAGGGACGUUGCAAGCAGGUAAGAUCAUUUGAAAAGUGCACUUAAAGGCAAAGGCUUCAAAAAUUACAAAAUAGUCUCACUGAAAGCAAUAAAAAUUGUUAUAAGAGGUACCUUAUAAUAGAAAAAUCUACUAAGUUCGGACUUCACAGACAUCCAUGUGAUCUAUUUUCGAAGGAGCGCCCAGUGUGAGACCUCCCAGAGCUAACGAGACUCAGAGAUUUUCUGGGAAACUGCUGUUAUUCCCUUAAGUGGUUAAGGGGAAACUAAAAUUAAAAAUUAAUGGAAUUGUUUAAUACUGCCCGAAACACACUUUGUAUCCAACUAUUCUUUUAUAAAUCACUGAGUUUUGUAUUGUACCUGAUUCAUAACAAAAAUUCAAGGAAAAUUAUUUAAGGUCUCUGCUUGCAUCUGUGUAUCUAGGUGUGUCUCUAUGUAUCUCUAUGUAUCUAUAUAUAUGAUGUAUAUGAUAUGAUCUAUAUCUAUAUAUAUGAUGUUUUUCUACCUUUGGAUGGUGUAAUUUCUAAAGGAGCUCUAUUUAAUUGGCUUAAAGUAAGCGCUUAUUUAAAUUAUUUCUAAAUAUAAUAGAAAUGAACUCAAAUGUCUUUCAAGUCAACAUGAUA
Molecule: messenger RNA, 3493 nt
Organism: Equus caballus (horse)
Lineage: Eukaryota; Metazoa; Chordata; Mammalia; Perissodactyla; Equidae
Gene: CLEC17A
Product: C-type lectin domain containing 17A
Cellular component (GO): plasma membrane
Molecular function (GO): transmembrane signaling receptor activity
Source: RefSeq, a predicted model, not a curated record